Molecule: messenger RNA, 1431 nt
Organism: Prorocentrum cordatum
Lineage: Eukaryota; Dinophyceae; Prorocentrales; Prorocentraceae
Source: the annotation of a GenBank genome assembly
GACCCCGCCGCUUAGGGAUCCCGACGUUGGCAGCUCCCGACUGGCUGGGCAGGCCCCACCGGAAGGCGACAGCAUGGCGGGCGCGCUCGCGGUGGCCAAGGUGGCCGACCGAAUCCGGAAAGGCGAAGAUUCCGUGCGAGUGGCGGCCACAGCGCUCCUCUGCGACGAGGCAUUUUUUGGCGACCUUGGGUAGGUGGAAGGGCAUGUUGGAACUGGAGUUGACAUCCACGCGCAGGACACUGCUGGUCGCACCGCCCUGCAUUACGCGGCCGCGCAGCCGGAUGCCAGAACGCAGCGAAUCGAGCUUCUAAUGGACCGCAAGGCUCUGGCUGACAUGGAUGAUUCCGACGGCUUCCCACCAUUAGAGUUUGCUGCGCUCCGUGGUUGCGCCGAGCAAGCGACCAGUUUGCUGCUGACGGCGGGCGCAGGGUUGAGGCACAUGUCGAAGUUGCGCCUGACAGGACAACUGGCCGCAGAUGGCAGCAUGAUCUCCAAGGACGAGGUGGAGGUCGAGGAGCUCUGUCUACCGCGGCGUGUGGAGGGGCACCGGCAUGGCUGCCAAAAUCGUCAUGCUGAUUGCGCAGGGCGAGGAGAAGGACGAUCUACAUCUCUUGGCAACUGCACGCCGCCCCGACUUGGUGAUGCUCCUCGGGGCAAUUUCGAGCGAACCGCAACUCAUGCUCAUCACAGGGUUCAUGGACGGAGGGUGCCUCGAGCUCCACUACACGGCCAUGCGCAAGGACUACCAGCGCCCGAACUGGCAUGCCGCUUUCGGGCAACAGGUCGAUUGGUGCAGCGCUGUUGCGCGAGGCCUGUGCCUCCUGCACAGUUGCUGGACACCGGUCAUCCACAGAGAUCUCAAGCCCCCUAACCUCCUGCGGACCAAGCGGCUCGAUGUAAGAAUCACCGAUGUCGGUAUCAGCAAGAUGAUGGCACCGAUGGGGUGCAAGUUGCAGAAGAUCCACAUGAUGGGCGUGGUCAGUCUCCAGCGCAUGGCCCCUGACGUCGUGCGCAAUGGACGGUACGACACGAAGGCCGACAUGUGGUUGUUUGCGUUCACACCGUGCUCUAGCAGUUCGCGACGCGGCCACUUCUGGGAGCGCACGAGCAGACCGACAUCGAUACCGGAAGAGCAAGGGAAACAACAAGCAGCCGAGACCACAGCUGGCCGACACGCACGCAUCUCUCCGCGCCAUCAUGAAGGAUGCCCGGGCCGAGGAGCCCAAAGAUCGCCCAGACGCUGGGGAGCUCAGUGAGCGAUUCACCGCGGUGCCUGCGGACAGGGGAUUCGGAUGCAGCACUGUGUGAGCCGACCGUGCCAAGCCCUCGCGCCCAUUGUUUCAGGGCGGGGGCAUCUGGUGGAUUCACUGUGCCCGGGCCUUGGCAUCGCUCGGACGUGUGCAUUUUUUCUCGGUGAGAACCAUCAAGGAC